CCUUGUCACACACCUAUACUGAGGUGUCCAGUUCAAUAUGGCCGACCCCUUCUCUACCGCGGUCAACGCGUUCGGUGUUAUCUCGCUUGGCAUCACGGUUUGCCAGAGUCUCAUAUCAUACUACGGCCCCUACAAAGCUUUCGAUGAGGAGAUCUCUGACUUUAUUACAAGGGUAGAGAGCUUGUCUGGUACUUUGGAGACACUCGACCAUCAGUUCAAAGACGGAAAGAAUCCGGGUCUGGAAGAGACAACCAAGAAUGUCAGCCUCGUGAACGACAGUAUCUUGCGCUGUGGUCAGGGUCUACACAAACUGAAGAUCAUGUUAGCAAAGUGUAGGCGUGUUACUGAGCCAGCAGAGGAGUCAAUUGCAGAUAAGCUCCACCUGAAGAGAAUGCUUUACCCCCUUCGACGAGACACAAUCAAAGAUAUGGUUUGCACGGUCGCAGGAUUGCAGGACAACCUGACGAUGGCGUUACAGUCGCAAACAAUAGCGAUGAUGAGCGUACAGAUUGCGCAACUAAAGGUGCUCGAACGAACGUCCAAAGCUACCGCUGUUGAGACGCGCAGUCUGCUAGAUAGCAACGAUCGCCUCCAAUGUGGGCAGCACUCGAUUGAGAGCUGGAUUACAUCAAUCGACAGAAGGCUACAGUCCAUGGAAUCGACCUUGGUCAAAUUCAGGACAAGGCCGGUUCUGGAACCUGCGCUUUUGAGCUCACUGCUCGAUACGGACAAGAAAGUUGGGGAGAGGCUGCAACAGGUUUCGCAAAUGACACCAAAUCGGAGGCGAUUACAGCGUCGAGGUUGUACCUGCAGAAGCCCGGGUCAGAGCUCGUGGCCUAUAAGGUCAUUGGACGUUACAAUUCGCUCAGCAAUUUGUUCUCUUCAUGGAACAGGCACCAAGGUUUUCCAGCUAGAGAUCCGUCGAGCAUUUUGCAAUACUUUCUUGAACUUUGCUGUUCAAGUCAGUCUCCAAGUUGUUCAUGGUGCUGGGGGCGCUUCCAUCAAUCCAUGCAUCCGCUACCGCGCAGUGGUGCCAAACAACUCUCCAGCCUUCAAGGCUCUGUCAGAAGCUGAGCACGAGCUACGCCAAAGACCUACUGCAAAUGUACUAGAUGAUACCGCCAAGAUCUUAUUCCAGCUUUUUAGAGAUCUCAAAGCAUCACCCUCGGACACCCUAAUGAACGGUGAUAGUAUUUCACAUGUCUUGCUUAGAUGGGUAAGGCACAUAGUCUACCUGCAAGGUGGCUCAAUUUGGCAGAGCUAUCGUGCAAUAAUCGACAGACUCGUCGAAGCUGGUGCCCCGCUCGCUACCCUUAACGAUGACGGGCGCACACCUUUGGAUGCGUUGACUGCGUGGACAAUCUACUCCAGCCCUCCCAAUGGACAUCAAAUCAUAUCCAUCUCACGCAAAUUGAUGGAGCAAGGAGGAAGUAUAACGGCUUCUGGGCUCUGUCUGGAUAUGAGGCUCGGGCAUGAUGAUACCUACCUGGCGAUUGAGUUCGCGAGACGUCUCGCUGAAGCUGCUGGCACUGAGAGUUUUGAAUUUGAUGAGUCUUUCCUAGCAGUAAUAACACAAUCGAAAGAGACACUUGCUGUUGCUGCAGAAUCUUAUCCUGAUUUGGAUCUACUACUGCAGAAAUGUAUGAGAUGGCCCGCCGGAGUCUCUAUCCUCUUAAAAGCUGGGUACGAACCAAACCGUGACUCGCUUGGAUAUGCAUGUUUUUCGGGCUGUCCUGAAUCUGUCAGACUACUCCUGAAGAGAAGGAAAUUCUGUCUGGGAAGAUAUGAGCUACAACAAGCAGCAGAAUGCGGCAAUCUUGAAAUACAACGAGAAAUAGUUUCAAACUUCAGUGAGCAAAGGCGGCAGCUUCGGGGUAUGGCACAGGUGCAUCUACCCAGCAAGACAUUACACAGGUUAGGUGUCAGGUCAGGUUGUCUGCCUGGCUACAAUGCUGCCUCUGUGUGCUCGGAGCUGAACGCAGUGUCCAUUGAGAUACCACCCCUGCUUGCAGAGCCUAGCGAAUGGCUCAUUUACGCAGCCAUUGAGGGAAGCUGUGAUAUGGCCCAGUUGCUAUGGGACGAGGGUUUUCGCGAAGUCAAUGAGACAGAUCGGGAGGUGCACGACGCCAUCAUGAUAACUAAUCCAUAUCCUUCGCCGGACUUGCAGACUCCAAUAACUUUCGCCAACUGGCUCAUAGCACAUGGAGCAGACAUCUCCCGCUGUUGCUCUCUGGGCCGGUCUGGACUUCAUCACCUAGCCAAGUACUUCGGUAACGAGUUGGCGGUAACGAUAGGCAUCAGCAGUCUGGCAUCACCUUUCUCUUAUAGACCUCAUUCUACUUCUGGUCCUGAUCUCACUUCUCUGGCGACCGUUCUCGGUGGACUAGAUUCGCACGGUGCUAAGAUUCUCCAUACUAUGCUCUUUAGCCACGAAACCGACGAGUGUUAUUGCCCGUGCUCAGCCUUCAACGGAUGCACUCCAGUCACCGAGCUAUUGCGCGGCCUAAUUGCUGAUUUCGAGCUACUGAAGAUCGGGGGCCUACAAGUAAUUGUAUCGGCAAUCGAGCUCCUUGUGAAGGCGGCUGCACCCGCAACCGAAGACUCCCUCCUCAACCACGUAGCCCUGCCGACCAUUCGACUAUGCACAUUCUCCACGCUGGAGAUCUCUCAUACUUGCAUUGGAAACUGUGAGCAGGAAGUCAUGUGCGAAGCGGAGGUAACCGAGAUCCACGACGAAGAGAAAGAGCGUAUCGAUUUGCUGGAGCAACUGCAGGUAGAAUUUGAGGCCGAGUAUCGUCAGCGGGGUCAACGACUGCCCCAGUUCAUGAUGGGUUACUGGUUCGCGCGAAUGACGGCGGUACUUGAGGCUCAGGACGCUCCUGACGAGGGGUAUAUCGAGCGGGUCCAGGAGCUGGGGGUUGUUUUGGUGCAGUGAUUAUUGGAAUUUAUUGUGCUUCGCGGUUAGAAUUUCUAACAUAUUGGACCUUAUUCGAUUUAUGACCAGGGUAUGGCCGGGGAUCUGACUGAAGAUGUCAUAUCAGCACCUGGAUUUCGGGCAACAGGGCCUCAGGAGCAUGCUCGUCGCCAGUGGGCUACAGUCGCGGGUCGUUACCGCUUCCGCACGUAUGUCAUGUCCGAGUCAGCGGGGCGGGGCUGAGUGUGUACUUGAAGUAUGGGUUUUCGGUCGUGGAGAUGGUAGGACGGAUUAUUCCGCUUUUCGGUAAGGGAGCGGGAGGAGUGUUAGUCUCGGGAUUUACGGGUUGUGGUUUUGAAGUUCUGGACUUAUUGGUGGGUUGGAUUAUAUUGUCUUUGGGGGUUAUUUUAGAUUGA
Aspergillus homomorphus CBS 101889 is the source of this 3330-nucleotide messenger RNA. RefSeq lists its product as uncharacterized. The transcript is spliced from 5 exons. NCBI's taxonomy places the organism in Eukaryota, Fungi, Ascomycota, Eurotiomycetes, Eurotiales, Aspergillaceae. The coding region runs from base 38 to 2935 and encodes 965 amino acids. The record is from RefSeq and is a predicted model, not a curated record.